Coregonus sp. 'balchen' is the source of this 3110-nucleotide messenger RNA. Lineage: Eukaryota; Metazoa; Chordata; Actinopteri; Salmoniformes; Salmonidae. The record is from the annotation of a GenBank genome assembly.
CGCGAAAACUCAGCAGCAGUCCGUCUACAACAAUUCACAUCAUUCUAGAAUCCGUGUAAUAAUUACAGGAUAAUCACUAGUUUGAUGCAAUUGUAAGGUUUAGCAUACUGUUGUCUAGCCUUAUAUACGGUAUCCUAUUACUUUAUAACAACAUAUACCAAGCGAUAUGUUUUGUGAAAAGGCAAUCGAAAUAAUCAGAGAACUUCACCGCAUGGGCGAUGGUCAACUGCCUGCAUUCAAUGUAAGUGGCACAUUCAGGCAGGGUAUAAAUAUAUACUGGAUUUGUAGCAAUCAGUGCAGAUAGAAUAACUAGCUAGCUAGAUAGAUAGAUUGUUAGUUUACUCUAGCGAUGCAGGAGUCAACACUGGCUUGGCACGGGAUAGCUAGUACACCCAACUGCCACACAUGACGUUACUAUUAAUGGCUUAGCUAUAUCAACCAUCUUGCUAGGGCUGCACAAUUAAUCGAAUUUUCAUCGAAAUUACAAUAUGGACAUGUGCAACAGGUCCCCCUGGGAAACUCUGACCAACAUUUGGUUCUUACUCUGUCACUACAACUUCUACUGUACCUGGCAUUUUCAUUAGUCGUCAUAGUCCCCUGUAGCUCAGUUGGUAGAGCAUGGCGCUUGCAACGCCAGGGUUGUGGGUUCGUUUCCCACGGGGGGCCAGUAUGAAAAUGUAUGCACUCACUAACUGUAAGUCGCUCUGGAUAAGAGCGUCUGCUAAAUGACUAAAAUGUCAAUGUAAUGCCAAACAACACCAACCAUAGAAUCGGAAUACAAAUUUUAUUUCUAUGAUUCCAACAGUACACCCAAGUGUUUUGAUCUAAAUCGCAAUAUUUGGUUAAAAACAAAUCGCAAUUAAAUGAUUUGCCCAUAUGGUGCAGCCCUACUCCUUGCUAUUCUGACUUGGGUUCUCGAGAGCUAAAAUCAACCUAGCCAGCCAUCACUAGAAUGCGUUUCACUCAGUAAUAGCUAACAUCAACCAAGCCAGACUAUGAAUAAAAAGUGAAGGCGUUUAGAUCAGUUUGAUAGUUUGCAAUUUGGUUGUAAUGCCACUGACUACAUGGUCAUUUGACUUCUAUUACUGCUCACUGACACCUUCUUUACAUCUAUGCUCUCUGCACUUUUCAGGAAGAUGGUAUUCGUCAGGUGCUGGAGGAGAUGAAAGCUUUAUAUGAGCAGAAUCAAAGUGAUGUGUGAGUUAAGACAUUAAACAUUGUCACCCAUUGACAUUGUCUUAUAUAAUCGAAUGUGUAUCUCUUUCCCAAGGAGUUGUGAAAUAAACCUUAAGGGUUUUAACAAAUGCGUUUUAUUUCACACACCUCAAAGCAAUGAAGCCAAGUCUGAGGGCAAAAGUGAGCUGAUUCCAACCAUCAAAUUCCGUCAUUGCUGUCUACUGAGAAACCAACGUUGCAUCGCUGCCUACCUGUGAGUGCCUGAUGUGAUAAGGAGUUGAUUUUGAGCUCAUCAUCAAUACUAAUGUUUUUGUUGACAGUUACACUGACCAUAUCAUAGUUUAUUAGGAUAGGACAACAUCAUUGCUUAUUUCCUCUCCUCAGCUAUGACAGGCUCCUCCGCAUUCGGGCUUUGAGGUGGGAGUACGGAAGUGUGUUGCCCACAAACAUCCGCUUCCACAUGUGUGCAGAAGAGGUAUGUUUCUUUCUCCUCUUUCGAAGGCAAGAAACAAAUUGGACAGAAGAUGGCAGGGUAAUGUCAUCUGACUCUUAAAAUGUCAUGUUUCAUUUUGAAUAGUUGGAGUGGUUUAACCAGUACAAGAAGUCCCUGGCUACUUUCAUGAGGUCACUUGGAGGAGAGGAAGGACUUGACAUAACACAGGACAUGAAGCCUCCAAAGAGUUUGUACAUUGAGGUAAGCUGCACAAGGGAACUGCAUGCCCGCAAGGACCUGACCAGAGACUAAGUGAAUGUUGGUAGGGGCCACUUGUGCUGUUAGUCAUCAACUGUAUCAAUUCAUUCAAACUGUAGCACAUAGACCCUUGACUGAUAAAGGUGCUCCUUGCUUUGGUCUUCAUUUAGCUAUUUGUACGUAUUGGUCAUGUUCAAUUGAUUUUACCCUCUUGCCAUUUAGUUUGUUUCUCACCAAAUGUAUUUCUCUCCAUAGGUGCGCUGUUUAAAAGAUCAUGGAGAGUUUGAAAUAGACGACGGGACCAUCAUUCUUCUGAAGAAAAACAGUCAGGUAUAUAAUAAAAAACAUAACCAUCACUAUACAUGCACAUUGUGUAAAGAAUUGAACAUGAGUCAAAAUCAACUCCUCUAUCUCUGCAGCAUUUUCUGCCACGAUGGAAGUGUGAGCAGUUGAUUCGCCAGGGGGUCUUGGAGCAUAUCAUGUCUUGAAUCAAAUACCAGAACAACUAUAUUACCUUUUUUUUCAGCAGAGAGGAUUAUCCAUUGAAGUGAGACAAUGCAUCAGGUGGUGCUAUUUUGAAAAAGUGCUUUAAAACAAUAAUUAAUUCAUAUACUUAGCAGGAGGUCAUUUAUUACUUGGUCAGUUUUGUUUUACUUUAAUUGUGGAGUGAUUGUGUAGUGCAUGACAAAUCCACAGCUUGCAUGUUAGUGUUUUUAAUUACCUACAUACAUUAUUCGAUUGACAAUAAAUUUUUUAGUACUCAAAUAAUUUAGCAAUUAAAAGGUUGACUGUACAGCAGUGCAUCAGGAUUGAAAAUUGUGCAGAUGUGUAUCAAAACUUUACAUGUGUAAAUACUGUGCUUUUGGUUGAUCAUUUAAAAUACCACAAAGAACACUUCAUUAAAAAAGUAGCUAAACCCUUUCUUUGAUUCAUUUUGUGUGAUUAAAUGGAGGUUUCAGCCUUUCGCAUACAGUACCAUUCAUCUCAUAGUCUGACAGACCAACACUUAAAGUUAUGUACCUUAAUAGAGCGUUUGGUGAUCAAACUGGAAUGUUAUACCAUUGGUCCCAUUAUACAUCUAAUCGACUCUCAGACCUACCAACGCAGCAUGAUGCUAGAGGAUUGUCUGUUCGUUAUCUUUUAGUAACCUAACGGAAUACAAUACUUCAUAUGAACUUUGACCUUCACAAAAAAAUGAGUCUUUCAUUAACCUCAAUAUAAUAAAAAAUAUAUAUAUACACAU